This is a messenger RNA of Struthio camelus australis, 2200 nucleotides long. The record is from RefSeq and is a predicted model, not a curated record. NCBI's taxonomy places the organism in Eukaryota, Metazoa, Chordata, Aves, Struthioniformes, Struthionidae.
GGGGAGGAGGUGGGGGAGGGGGAGAGUUGGUGGAUUUUGUUCAUCUUGGUUUUUUUUCCCCUUCAGCUGGGAUUAACUUUCAUGCAAACAGUGACGUAAAGUAGAGUCCAAAGCUCAGCACGUAUAUCUGGAUGUUAUUUAGUUUGUUAGAUAGUGGGUUUCUUAGAGAACAAAGGCUAACCCUCUAGAACACAAAUCUUACUGAUGUUUUUUAGGAAAUAGCAGUGUUUUUUGGAGGGGCUGAAUAUCAGAGCUUCCUGAGAGCAGGGAAAAGAAAGAACUGGAGAGAACGCAAACUAUGAAAGUAUUGGUUGUUGGCCUCGGAGGUGUAACAAAUGGAGGAAAAACAACACUGGCGGAAAAGCUCAAGAAAAUUCUUCCCAACUGUGAUAUCAUCUCUCAGGAUGACUUCUUUAAGCCGGAGUCUGAAGUAGAGACGGAUCAACGUGGAUUUAAGCUCUACGAUGUACUUGAUGCCCUCUAUAUGGAUGAAAUGGUGAAAAGUAUUCGCAGUUGGAUGAACAGCCUGGCAAGCUCAUCUAUCUUGACUGAAGAAUCACAGAAUACAUGUGUCAAUCCAAAAAAUACAGAAGAUGUCUGUGUUUUGAUUGUGGAAGGCUUUCUUUUGUAUAAUUAUGAGCCGCUUAAUGAACUGUGGGAUAGAAGAUAUUUUCUGACCCUUCCUUAUGAAGAGUGCAAGAGGAGGAGGAGCACCAGAGUCUAUCAGCCAGCAGAUACACCGGGGUACUUCGAUGGACACGUGUGGCCUAUGUAUCUGAAAUAUAAAAAUGAAUUGGAAGAAAAUGCAAGUAAUGUUGUUUAUUUGGAUGGAACAAAACCCCAGGAGGAGCUUUUAUCCUGUGUGUACAAUGAUAUAAUACAGGAAUUAAAAAAGCAAAGGGAAGGAGGUAAGCAGGUCACAGCGUAAUAAUGUAGGAAGUUCGGAUUCUCUGUGAUGUAGACUGAAAACUGAGCACUGGAGUACUUGGCAAGGCAACUGAGCAGAUGCUACAUGUGUGUCCAUAGUACAAGUUCACACAACACAAGUGGAUUUGUAGUGACUAUAUUGCUGAGUAGUAUUAACAGAGCAAUAGUCUUUUGAAUUCCUUCUAACAGUAAUACUUUAGCCAAAUGCCAAUCUUUAAGUGUUAUUGCAUGCUUACAUUUUUAAAUAAUAUAAACAAAUAUUUUUGUAUAGAAAAAAUAAAGUAUAAAGAUGCAGUUAUGUUGAUUGAUAAACUUAUUGGAAGGAUAGGUAUGUGCAAUCUCAAAUGACCGUAUAGUGUUUGGGAAUUACAAAGUGAUUAGAAGCUAGUAAAAGUAUGAGAGGCUGUCCUUGAUAAACACGUAUAGAGGAACUGGCUAUGUGCUGUUGUUAAAAAGGCGAUAGUGAUUUUAAGACUGUAUAGUUAUGAGCUGUUACGUUGCUCAUUCAGUAACUGAAGCUAUUACUGAUAUAAGUGAACAUAUUUAGACUUAAUAAAUACCUAUGUGGUAUUUCUCAAGUAAUUUGUAUAUUGCAGAUUAUUUGGAGCAGUUGGGAAUAUAGACAUUUAAAAAAAAAAAGAAAGAAAAAGAAAAAAUCAGGUGCUUGGAAAAAGUAGGGGAAUAAGAUGCCAGUGAGACAGCAGAUGUGUAUUGCUGACAAGGUUAAGUGCAUGUAUCAUGGAAAGAUUGAGAAUUGGGAUGGCAUAAAGUAUUAGAUGAUAAAUGCAUGCUUUAGGGAGGGAGAAGGAAAAUAUUUGUUAGUUUUCAGAACUCAUGUUGAAAUUAUAUUAAUAAUUGUGUUGAAAAAUCAGGUAUUCUAAAUGUAUGUUGAAACUUUCUUACAUGGUUUGUGUAUAUAUUUAGAUAAACUAAGAAGUAGAAUCAGCUUCAGUUGUUGAAUAAGCAAUAAAUCAGCUUUUAGUUUUUCUAAACUUCCUCUUAAAUUUUUAUCAGCCAGAUAAACACAACUAUUAAAACUGAACUCUACAUACAUUAAUAGACAAGGGCAAGCUACGCAUUAUGCUUUGGCUGAAAUGAUCAUGGUAAUUGAAAUGUAAUGCUUUAUUGUUAAGCAAUAGGAGUCCUAAAACUUUUUUUUUUUUAAAAAAAGGCCUUAAACAGAUUAGAGCUGUGUAAAGCUAUGUUUAAGACAAAGUACUUUUAAACGCUCAUUUGUGUAAUUACUUUGCAAUAAAAAAUACUUCAAGUUGCA